Messenger RNA from Leptinotarsa decemlineata (Colorado potato beetle), 1165 nucleotides. RefSeq names its product polygalacturonase. The record is from RefSeq and is a predicted model, not a curated record. Gene Ontology annotation, cellular component: extracellular region. Gene Ontology annotation, biological process: pectin catabolic process. Gene Ontology annotation, molecular function: polygalacturonase activity. NCBI's taxonomy places the organism in Eukaryota, Metazoa, Arthropoda, Insecta, Coleoptera, Chrysomelidae.
AGUUUUCGAUAUAAAAUUGAUUUCCUCAAAUAAUUCAGAAUAUAUCCAAUCAAAAAUCAUGCUUGUUGCUGACUUGAUUAGUAUUUUAAUCUCAUGUUGGGGGGUAUCUUCCAUGGUGGUAACGCCUGUAGCUGGAAGCAGCUGUACCAUCACCGACUACUCUGAAGUUUCAAAGGUAGUGAGCAGCUGUACAAAAAUAGUUUUGAAGAGUUUUGAGGUACCUGCUGGCAAAACACUAAAUCUAAACUUGCAACCAGGAACUUUUCUAAUUAUCGAUGGUACUAUCAAAUUUGGGAAAUCUAACUGGGCUGGACCCCUGGUGAAGAUUCAAGGACGUCGAAUAAAAGUAUCAGGAACACCAGGUUCUGUAUUUGACGGACAAGGAGCAGAAUAUUGGGAUGGAAAAGGCAGUCAAGGAACGAAAAAACCGGUGUUACUCAGAGUAAAUGCACAUGAAAGUGAAUUUUACAACAUCAAUCUAUUGAAUUGUCCUCUACGCUGUGCUUCUAUUGGAGGAUCUGAUAUUUUCUUGAAUGGCUGGACUAUUGAUGUCUCUGAAGCAGGUAAUCUUGGAGUUAAUACAGAUGGAUUUGAUGUAUCUGGGCACAACAUGACAAUCAUAAACUCCCGAGUCUUCAAUCAAGAUGACUGUGUAGUGGUGAACCGUGGUUCUGACAUGUUUUUUCAAAAUAUCUAUUGCAAAGGAGGUCAUGGACUCAGCGUCGCAGUGGGAAUUGAUCCUACGGUAUACGAGAAUAAUGUAGUAUCCAAUAUUACCUACCAAGAUUGCAUUGUUGAAAAUUCGAUCAACGGGAUUCACGUGAAAACUGUUAAAGGCGGUGGACCUGGUUUGAUCAGUAAUGUCAACUAUAAUCGUAUUAGAAUGAUGAAUAUCAAAGAGUUUGCGAUAAGAAUACACCAGGAUUAUCCAUCUAAUGAUAAAAAACCCGUAGGAAAUGUACCAAUUGACGAUUUGAAAAUAUCUCACGUUGAAGGCAAUAUGAAAGGACCCAGAUCUUCCGUAGUCGAAGUUCUUUGUGCUUCUGGAGCAUGCUCUAAUUGGAAGUGGUCCGAUAUUUCUGUAACAGGAAAUAAGCUGCCUUGUUCCAUGAACUAUAAGCCUUCUGGAUUCUCUUGUUGAAACGAAUAAACUUCAUUAGAAACU